This is a messenger RNA of Dicentrarchus labrax (European seabass), 8465 nucleotides long. Its product is annotated as potassium voltage-gated channel subfamily D member 2-like. Gene Ontology annotation, cellular component: voltage-gated potassium channel complex; membrane. Gene Ontology annotation, biological process: potassium ion transmembrane transport; protein homooligomerization. The record is from RefSeq and is a predicted model, not a curated record. Gene Ontology annotation, molecular function: protein binding; A-type (transient outward) potassium channel activity. Lineage: Eukaryota; Metazoa; Chordata; Actinopteri; Moronidae. Bases 704 to 2602 code for a protein of 632 amino acids. The transcript is spliced from 6 exons.
GAGAGAGAGGGGAGGGGAGGAGAGAGAGAGAGAGAGAGAGAGAGAGAGAGAGUAACGCGGGUUUCUCUCUCCAGCAGCACCUGUGUGACCGCAGAACGAGCCUCCGCUUCCAGCUCCACUUCCUCCGCUGCGGUUCGGUUCAGUUCGGAUAUUCUCCCCCCUCUCUCUCCCUCUCUCUCUCCCUCUCUCUGGGGGGACACACUUGUCGCAGCGAGCCGUUCAGUUCGGGAUCAGUUCGGGGGCUCCUGCGGGGAGAGGAGACCCGGAGGGGAGCAUGCCUGCUGCGGUGCCUCUGUGUCAGCUCCGAGUCCGGGUCUUCUCCUGACGCGUGCCGGACUUGUUGCUGCUGGAGGGAAAAUACCCCGAACCGAGUCCACCGCGGAACCGGAUUCUAACGGAUUUAACGGGAGAACCGGAGCUGCUGGAAGAGUUUUUACCGUCCGCAGGAGUUUGUUUCCCAUCAAACAAAAACCCGGGUGCGGACAGACUGCACAUGUGGAUCUGGUUCUGAUUCUGGAGCUUUUGCUUUGUUUUUACGCACCGAUUUCCGUGCGUAAAAUCCUCUUUUCUUCCCGGAGAUCCGCGUCGAUUCGUGCGUAAAUUGUCGGUUGAUUAGUUCUGUCUGUUGCCCUUCUGCCCCCCCUGAUGCCCCCCCGACCCUGAACCCUCCUCCGACUAGCCUCCGUUCAGCUCCGGGUCCAGCAUGGCAGCGGGAGUGGCGGCGUGGCUGCCGUUCGCCCGCGCGGCGGCCAUCGGGUGGAUGCCGGUGGCCGGCGCGCCGAUGCCGGUUCCCCCGCCGGGGAAGCACCGCCGGCAGGAGGGGCUCAUCAUGCUCAACGUCAGCGGCACCAAGUUCCAGACGUGGCGGGACACCCUGGAGCGGUACCCGGACACCCUGCUGGGCAGCACGGAGCGGGACUUCUUCUUCCACGAGGAGACCAACGAGUACUUCUUCGACCGCGACCCGGACAUCUUCCGCCACAUCCUGAACUUCUACCGCACCGGGAAGCUGCACUACCCGCGGCAGGAGUGCAUCUCCGCGUACGACGAGGAGCUCGCGUUCUUCGGGAUCAUCCCGGAGAUCAUCGGGGACUGCUGCUACGAGGAGUACAAGGACCGGCGGCGGGAGAACCAGGAGCGGAUCCAGGACGACGAGGACAUGGAUCAGACCAACGACCUGGUCGCGGCGGACCUGAGCUUCCGGGAGACCAUGUGGCGCGCCUUUGAGAACCCGCACACCUCCACCAUGGCGCUGGUCUUCUACUACGUCACCGGGUUCUUCAUCGCGGUGUCGGUUCUGGCCAACGUGGUGGAGACGGUCCCGUGCGGACCGGGGCCGAACCGCGUCAAGGAGGUCUCGUGCGGCGACCGCUACGCGCUGGCCUUCUUCUGCCUGGACACCGCGUGCGUCAUGAUCUUCACGGUGGAGUACCUACUGCGCCUGCUCGCUGCGCCUAGCCGCUACAAGUUCGUGAAGAGCGUCAUGAGCAUCAUCGACGUGGUGGCCAUCAUGCCGUACUACAUCGGCCUCGUGAUGACCGACAACGAGGACGUCAGCGGUGCCUUCGUCACUCUGCGUGUCUUCAGGGUGUUUCGGAUUUUCAAGUUCUCGCGACACUCCGCGGGACUUCGCAUCCUGGGCUACACGCUGAAGAGCUGCGCGUCCGAGCUCGGCUUCCUGCUCUUCUCCCUCACCAUGGCCAUCAUCAUCUUCGCCACCGUCAUGUUCUACGCUGAGAAGGGCUCCAGCGCCAGCAAGUUCACCAGCAUCCCUGCGGCCUUCUGGUACACCAUCGUCACCAUGACGACGCUCGGAUAUGGCGACAUGGUACCAAAGACCAUCAUGGGGAAGAUCUUCGGCUCCGUCUGCUCUCUGAGCGGCGUGCUGGUCAUCGCCCUGCCGGUUCCCGUCAUCGUCUCCAACUUCAGCCGAAUCUACCACCAGAGCCAGAGAGCCGAGAAGAGACGAGCACAGAAGAAAACCAGGCUUGCUAGAAUUCACGCGGUGAAGAGCGGAGGGGCUAACGCUUAUUUGCAGUACAAACAAAGCCGGCUGCUGAUUGACCUCGAUGAGGAGGCGUCCAAGGAAGCCGGACAGGCGCUGGUGUGUAAGGCCAACCCCGGCUUUGAGGUGCAUCAUCAUCACCUUCUGCACUGUCUGGAGAAGACCACGAACCACGAGUUUGUGGACGAGAAAACAUACGAAGCGAGCUACAGGGACGUGACUCUGGUGAAUCAGGUGUCCCACUCUUCCUCCACCUCCUCCACUUCCUCACCCCACGGCCUUAGCUCCUGCUGCAGCCGCAGGAAGAGGAAGACCUUCAACGUCCCCAACUCCAACAUGUCUGUGGGUCUGCAGGGCAGCAUCCAGGAACUAAGCACCAUCCAGAUCAGAGACAGACCGUUCACCAACAGUCGUUCCAGUCGAUCCAGUCUGAACGCCAAAUUUGAGGAGACGGUUCCUCUGAAUUGUGACCAGUCGUACAUCACCGCCGCCGUCAUCAGCAUGCCCACUCCGCCCGGCACCACGCCCGAAGGCGACGACUCAACCAGCUCCACCAACUACUCCCAGGCCAACAUCGUCCGGGUCUCCGCUCUGUAGAUGAUAACAUCCUCCUCCAAAAGCGGAAACACAACCCACCCAGCAGGAAGACUACAGGGGGGUCAGGGAUUAGGGGUCAGUGUCGACGGCCCCAGAACCACAACAGACUCAGAUGGUGGGGAUUUUGGAUCAUGUCCACGGUGGAAGUGACGGGUUAAUCUGAAUAUUUCAAACCUCUGGUGGAGGAAAAUGAUAAAAUAUACACUUAAACUGAGCUGAACCCACGUUGGAUUGUAACUUUUCUUUGGUCUCGUAGGAAGGAUUUUUAUUCUAGCAGUCUGAGAAGAGAUGACGGUAGCGCUUUGGCUAAUGACUCAUCUCUAUCUGAGAGAAAUUAAAAAUCGUCACGACUGCUAUUUUUCCAAUUCUGUAUGUCUUUAAAAUUGAUGUCUCAAAACCAGAGAAAGGUGAUGCUAAUGUAGAUUUCUUUAUUUGGAAUGCAGUUUAAAGGAAAUGUCGGACAUUUUGGGAACCAUCUUACCAGAGUCAGAUGAGAUAAUAGAAAUCAGUUUUUCAGACGUGUUUAGUCUAGCUUAGCACAAAGAAUGAGAGCAGUGGGAAACGGCUAGCCUAGCUCAAUCAACCUUCCAACAAGUCUGUCUGAUCUACAAGCUAGUAAUCAGACCAUCCAAGAGUUUGUCUCCCGCCUCGAUUCACUGAUUUCAAGGGGAAUCUGACCUGGUUGCAGACAUUAAUAAUAACUAAAUAUAAAUAGCCAAUCUUCUCAUCAUGGCUUUGUUUUAUACAUUUAUAACAUUAAAUAAAAUGAUCUCCAACCUCCAAAGGAGUUGAGCUAACGGUCUUCGAGAGCUAAGCCCAUCUCAUUUUCUACUUGUGUGAAUUAAACAAGAUAAAAAACGUAAAGUAAGAUAGUUUUGAAGUUAUUGGAAGGUUUUUUCUCUCUUAAUAUUAUCUUUCACUCAGCUAGGCUAGCAGUUUACCUAUCCUCUCACCUGUGUCUGGGUACAUUAGCUCUGAUUCAGAAUGGACGUACUUUGUAUGGCGGUCCUGGACAGUUUUCUCAGAUACAACCUUAAUCAAUAUAAUAUUCAUGAUGAGAAGAAUAAUGAGAAUACGAACUUGUUUCCCAAUUAUCAGUCAGUGUCUUAAAACAUAGAGUUGGGAGUGAGAACGUCCCAUUAAUGAUUCUCACACUAUGCAAACCUUUAAUCCAGCAGCAGGUUACAUUUGUGAACCUAUUUGAUCGACAGUCUGCGAUAAUCUCACCUGGACCGAAACCUACGACUAAAUCCAAGAUUUCGUCAGUUUCUGCAACACUGCGAGCAGCUACUGAGGUUUAUAAUACCUGGGAAGAUUUAUUUUAUAUUUAAUUUAUUUGACUAUUUUUAAGCCAAAGAAAAUUAAAAAAUAUAUAUAAUUAAUAAGUAGAUUGUUAUUCCUGGUGGUGCAGUGAAGGCUUUCAAAGAAAUAUCAUCUAACGGCAAACUUAAUAAAUAAAAUAUGCAAUUUUUAAAAAAUGUUUUGGAGGGAACUAUUUUUUAUGUUUUAUUAUUUUGUUUAUUUUUGUUAUACUUUAUUUUAUUUCAAUUUUUAUUUAAUUUAUUUUUUGUAUUUAUUAUAAUUUUGCUAUUUAUUGUUAUUUAUUUACUUGUAUGUAUUCGUAUUUGUAUUUACUAAUUGUUUAUUGGACCUCAGUAAGAUCCUACAGCCCAGAAUAUGUGACCACAUCACGCAGUGGCGUAAGAAGCGUUGAGGUCUCCGAGCACGUUGAGUUCUGGAUCAGGGCUAAAUGACUAACAUACGUUCUUCCCAAAAUGAGGAGGCUUUUCCUUUAAUCCGCUGAUUUGGCGGAGGAGGUUUUAUAUUCGCAGCUCUGAUGUUGAGGAAAGCAUGUUCAAUACCUGUGUGAGUGAGUGCAUGGGUCGGUGUGUUUCCAGGUGUGUCGGGACGUUCCUCUGCAUGUAGAUCCGACCAGGUGCGUCCCCGACUACGCAGCUCGUCGGUUUCCACCUGUACGAGCGGUCCGGGGUCCGGUCCUGACUCUGUAUAUAUUGUUUUUUUACCUGAUCUUUCUGUCAGAGCUGACUGCCUUCCUCUCUGCUGUACAGAAACAUCUGCAGCGCCAUCAUGAAAAAUGUUGAUGUCAAUUUGUGAUAAGAAACUGUUUUUUGUCUUUGCACCGGAGCUUUUAUCUUCGUCGUCUUUGCUUGCAGAUUUAUUUAACGCACAUGCUGCCUAAUGUUUGUCUUUCUUAACGUACUUUAAGCAGGGUUAAAGUUGUUGUCGGGUGGACUUUUUUGCGACAGCACGAGUCGACAGAACUGAUUUCAGGGAGAUUUGAGGAUGUUUCGGGAACAUUGUGCUGCACUGACAGCUGCCGUCACAAUUUAAACUAUUAUAACUUAUAUUACUGUAACAAGAACCCUUAAAACAUCAAAUGUCCUGAAGUCAACCUUUUUACACCAAUUUAGUCACAUAAAAUCAAGAUGUGCGUUGUUAGCGGCUUCUUAGUUUUAGAUUUUAUAAGCUGUAAAAUAUAAAAUGAGCAGCUUGAAAGAGAAUUGACACCCUGAAUUAUUUUAAUACUUGUUGGCAGGCACUGCGUCCUUUUGACGAUCAAAAAGAGUCUGUUGGCCAAUAAAUGAUAUGUAUAUUAUAGCAUCAGCUGCCUGUGCACGUCAUUUUCUAGCCCGAACGUUGUAACUAGGACUCAUCAUGCGUCUGACCAUUAUUUAAAAUCUCGAAUAAUCCGAAAAAUGUCCCAUUUGUCUGAUAGCACAUUGUACUGAAAACAAACGGCCACUACUCCGAAGGCCUCCAACAGUAUUUGCACAACGUUUUACGAACUGCACACCUUAUUUCAGCUCAACUCUUCACAGUUAGCUUUGUGCAUAUUGUUAAUAGUAGUUGUUGUUCAUUUUUGAUCAUUUGGAUAGCCUCCUAUCACCUCAGCAUUUUUAGAAAGCGAGCUAGGUUAGCCAGACACCAACAUUAGCCCGAUUUUCAAAGCUAGCUAAAGUUUGAUCGGUUUUUAACUCUCUGUGCGCGAAAGGGCUCAGAAAUGAAUUAUUAAUUACUCAGUUCAGUUUCAUUUGUCAAACCAAAUAAUACCAAAGUUAUCUCAGGACACUUUUCAAAUAGAGCAGGUCUAGAACGAACUCCUUAUAACAUUAUUUACUGAGACCCAACAGUACCACCAUGAGCAAGACCUUGGCAACGGUGGCAAGGAAACACUUCCUGUUAACUGGCGGAAACCACAGUCAGCCCCCCUCGGUUAGCUGACUGGCUAAGCUAGCUCGCUUUUUAAAAACACAGGUGAUUAGGCUAUCCGAAUGAUCAAAAUCAUACAGUAAAUACUAUUAACAAUUUUUACAAAGUGAACUGCUCAGUGGUUAAAAUAACGAUGAAACAGCGCUGACAGGAAGUAAACAGACGUGUAGUUUGUGAAACAGAUAUGUCACACUACAAUGUAAAGAAUAGAAACUGUCCCUGCAGUUGUCGGGGUUCGUACUGUACAGUUCAACACAUUGCAUGAGAAUAUAAAACUCCCUAAUAACUAACAUUAAACUGUUUGAACCCUUCAUUUAAUUCCACUUCUGGCUUUUAUAAUUCAGACAAUAUUUUGACCUAUGAUUGGUAUGUGUGCACAAAUAUCACUUAAAUGUAUCAAUGCAACUUAUAAACCAUUUCAUUUAAAGAAUACCAUAAUUAUACAUUAUGCUUUAAAACCUUAAAUAAUUUAAAAUUAUCAAAGAAGACAAAAAGACUUUUGAGUUUUUAUAGUUUUUCAAACUAUAUUCCAGAAACUACGGACAGGUAGCAGCUCUCAAUUUCCAUGUCAGGGUGAAAGAAUAUUCACAUUUCACUUAUUUAUUUAGAUUUUGGGGUUUAGGACUCUGCUGAGAAUCUCAUUGUCGAAGCACAACCUUCUAAAAACCAUUUAUCACACUGUUUGUGUUUCAGGAUAACGGGCCGUCGUAACAAUGGUGUUGCACUGUAGCUAGUUAGCAGUCGAGUAUUGAAUGUUGAGCGACAGAUAAAGCUAGCAGAAGGUCAAUAACAGCCUGAAUUAUACUUUUAAGAUCAUUACAUUAAUAUUUUUAUCAUUUUAAUCAUCAGGAUCUUUGUAUUCGGAGCAGCAGCUUCAGUCAGUCUGUUACAUAUAACGUUAGCUAAUGCUAGCUUAGAUUGCGUAGCAGCUACAACAGAAUAUCUUCAGCUUUAAUAAACAGACGUUAGCAGCAGUUUGUCAUUAUGGCCAACAGUACACAGCAGUCGUCACUAAAUAUUAAGUAUCACGCUAAUGUAGCUGCUACCACUAAAUGUGAGCAUCGUAAAAUGUUGUCUUUCUGAUUCUGACAGUUAAAGGAACAGUUUAAGAAAUACUCAACAAACUUCGUCUGUGUGUUCAGAGUUGGUGUCUGGAAGUGGUAAGCCUAGCUUAGCACUAAUUCAUCAUCAAAUACUUCCGGCGCGUAACUCUUUGUUAAAUUAUUUAAUGCGCAGAUUCAAACAAAUGAGAUAAAAGUCAAUUAAUUAACUUUAUAUGUUUCCCUGAAAGGUUGAACUUCCUGUCAGAAUCUGUAAGCUAACGUUUCUCAUGUAUGUCCGGUAACCAAGUCUGUUUAUAGUUCUGUGAAUAUUGCAGUUUUUUGUUUUGUCACUAAAUAAUAAUUUGCUUAUUGAGUCUGAGCAAGAUUUCAGGACUUCAGGUCGCGAUAUUUCCAAAGCCAUCUGUGUAUCCAGGUAAAAUCUGACCUCAAUUUGGGCAAAAGGUUUUGUAGAUGUUUAGGUUACAUUAAACAUUAUUGAUUAUCUGCAGUUAGGACUUGUUUCACACUGAAAUAUUGAGUUUGGGUUCCAGUGGAGACAAAAUACUUUUGGUCACUUUUGGUCUGAAAAUGUUCACAUUUAAAGAUCUCCUGUCUCAGAAACAUCUUUAUCUCCGGUAAGUGAACCGCUGGUGAACGGAGACGAACUUGUUUGAAUCCAUUUUGAUACGAAGGCAAUUCUCCUUUUCCUAAAAACUGUGACUCACCUGUACAUUCACUUUCUCUGUGGAUUUGUUGGACUUUUUCCCGGAUUCACCUCGUUUGGAUUUAAUGUUUGUUUGGAGAAAAGAUCGCAGUGGAUACGUUUGUGGAUUUUCUGGUAUUUUUGCUCUUUUUCCCGUCAAACUCUGGACGGCUGAAAUCAACUGAUGCAAAUAUGUUUGAAAGGUUGGAGUUGAAUCUUGAACUGGAUUAAAAGCAGAUUGAUGUCUCUGUCGUUGUUUUUCUAAGACGAUAUAAAAGUUGCCCGACACUUUGGAGUGAAAAUGCAAAUGGCUAACCCUGCUAGCAGCCCACCGUCAACCAUCACUGCUCGACUAUAAUGUGACAUAUGCAACCAAUAUCUGUUGGUUUGUUCCCUUGUUUUGUAAAGAUAUGCUUUGACUUUAGGGAAAACAAUUAUAGAACCAUAUUUUUGAGGAUCAUAUUCUUGAUUUUUGGUUGUAAACAACAGAAAUAAGGAUUAUUAUUAUUACCGUUACUGUUGCUAGUGCACAUGUGCUGUAAUUGUUCUUUAUUGGUGUAGUCAAUCAUCUUAUUGUUUCAAUAAUUCCCAUAAGAACUUGUCUUAUGUUCAGUUCAUGAUAUUUUUCUAAAGAGUUCCCGAUGCAUGCGUUCGGACCAGUCGUUGUGCCGGAGGGAGGAAGUGAUGUCGGUUGUGUAAAUUGAUGAAAUACUGAGGAUGAUUAAAUGAUAAUUAUUGCGUUUGAUUUCCUAAAGCUUGUGUUAUAUUGAUAAAAUAUGAAUUAUUGAGGAUAAUAUUAAAAAAAGAGAAGCUUCCAUGGUUUUAGUCCGGUGCAGUGUCUGAGUAAAUAGAAUAAAACAUUGUCCUAUUAAAACAUGCAAACAAG